This is a messenger RNA of Anastrepha obliqua, 2030 nucleotides long. RefSeq lists its product as uncharacterized. The record is from RefSeq and is a predicted model, not a curated record. Bases 88 to 1917 code for a protein of 609 amino acids. The transcript is spliced from 3 exons. Gene Ontology annotation, molecular function: protein binding. Gene Ontology annotation, cellular component: cytosol; P-body. Gene Ontology annotation, biological process: neurogenesis. Lineage: Eukaryota; Metazoa; Arthropoda; Insecta; Diptera; Tephritidae.
UUUUAUUAAUUGUAUACUUGCAUUCAAGUGAUAUGCUCAAAUUGCUUUAUUCAAAGUCGUAAUUUAUUAAUUAAAAUUUCAGAAGAUAUGGAGCUAGAUUGGCAGAAUGGCUUUCAACAAAUUAAGGAGCGCGGACUGUAUUUGCUCCAGUCUGAAAAGUGGUCCGAUUGUAGAUUUCUGGUGGGAACCUCUCCUAAUCAGCGUAUUUUGGCUGGGCACAAAUUGAUUUUGGCAAUGUCCUCGCCUGUUUUUGAACGAAUGUUUUAUGGUAACCUCCCAGACGAGAGUGAUCCUAUUUUAAUACCCGACGUGCAACCUGAUGCCUUUCAAGCAAUGAUGGAGUACAUUUACUCGGACCGCAUUAGUAUUAGCUCUUUCGACAAAGCGUGUGAAUUGUGUUAUGUGGCAAAGAAGUAUAUGCUGCCUUACGUAGUGGAGCAAUGCACUCAUUUUCUAUGGGCAGAUUUGAGCCCUAAAAAUGCCUGCCGCGCUUAUGAGUUUGCUAAGCUAUUUGAUGAGCCUCGAUUAAUGCAAAGCAGCAUGAGUAUCAUAGCAGCUAACACACGUGAUGUGUUAGAAGAUCCUAGUUUUGUAGAUAUAGAAAUGUCAACUUUAAUGGCUAUUCUUGAUCAAGACCGUUUAAAUAUUACGUCAGAGUUGGAGCUGUUUAAUGCAUUAGUAAAGUAUGCUUCUGAACGUGGACUAUUUAUAGGAAAUGAAAGCUUGCACUUACAACAGCCAAACUCUUAUCAAAAGGGCCCGAGACAACCUUUGCCAGCCCUAGAUAAUGACGACUCUGAGGAUGUGGAAAUCAAAAUGGAGCCGGACAUCUCAAACACUUUGCACAGUCGAGAGGACGAUGACUUUACUGGUAAUGUAGUAGAAGACGUGGUUGUUGUGGACAGUGACACUUCUGGUCCAUAUGAUGAAAAAGAUUGUGCACAUAAAAUGACACCACCUUCCGAGUCUAAUAUGGUUACUUCGCUAUCGUGCUCCAAUAAUGAAAUUGACGAGGUUCUUAUACGUAAAGCUAUUCAGAAAAUUCGUUUCCUAACACUCACACCCCAACAAUUUGCGGAAGGCCCUGCACGUUCUAACCUACUUAAACAGAAUGAAGCUCUUGCCAUUCUCAUUAAAAUUUCAAGCCCGACAAUUAACGAUUGUCCAAUGCCUCAAGGCUUUUGCAGCUCAAGGACUAGUCGAGAAUAUUAUGAAUCUCGUAGCCAACGAGAUUUAUCUUCUUACCGCCAUUCAGCUCCUUCGAACGCUCCUGCUCCAACAAGUUUUGCAUCAUUUGAGUCUUUUAUGGGAAAUACGGCAUCUAAUGUAUCAACAGCUGCUCAGUCGGCAUCUUCGAACAAUUUAAGUACUUUCCAAGGUGGUAGUGAUACUGAUUUAGCUACGAACGAUACUCGCCGAUCUUACUGCGUUCGAACACUUAAUCAACAGUUUGAUUAUAGAAACACCAGUGUUACUGAUUGUGGACUAACAUUUCAAGUAGAUAGUAACAUAUGGAUCACAGGUGUUCAGGUUCCCACCCAGGUCCUUUGUGGAGAGCUUAUGAAUUCGGCUGGCUUUUCCGAACGAUAUACGGAAAUUCUCUACGCACAUAUUCAAGAUAUUCAAGGUUCAAGGCUUACCUAUACACACUGCACAUCCCGGGUACGAUAUGAUUCCUUGCUAGAAAUAACGUUCGAUCGCCCAGUGUACGUUUAUCGUAAUUUAAUAUAUAAGGUGUAUGUUGUUUUCAACAAAGUUGGAUGGUAUCCCAUGUAUACUUGUGUUCCGGAUGUUGUCUGUAACAGGGUCAAAUUCAUGUUCAAUGUAGGCAAUCCUGGUGAGUCGGUGAGAGAUGGGUUAAUUCGCGCAAUUGUUUUUUCAACACCGCAGGAGCAGUCUAGAAGUGUAAUAGAAUAAGCGAAAAAAUAUUAUAAUCCCGUCAUAUUCAUAACAAAUAUUUAUGAAAUAUUUGAAAAAUAGUUGUGCUACUUAUGUAAUCCUCAAAUAUACAUAUAUACUUAUACAUAUAA